Messenger RNA from Penicillium cosmopolitanum, 2460 nucleotides. Its product is annotated as putative cell wall protein. NCBI's taxonomy places the organism in Eukaryota, Fungi, Ascomycota, Eurotiomycetes, Eurotiales, Aspergillaceae. The coding region runs from base 1 to 2460 and encodes 819 amino acids. The record is from RefSeq and is a predicted model, not a curated record. The transcript has a single exon.
AUGCGUUCUUCUCUCGUCCUGCUCGCCGCUCUGGCGGGCUCCUCUCUGGCCUACCCUGCCCGCGACAUCACCCACGACCGCCGCACCUUCGGUCUCCUCGCUGAUAUCCUCGGAGAUGUCACCGUCGACGUUGGUGACAUUCUCCACCUCAUCCUGGGUGGUGGCUCCUCUAGCUCCGUUUCCAUCCUCUCUGGUCUGAGUGCUCACGGUGCUGCUGCUCUUCAGGGUGGUGCUAUCGGAUGCAGUGCUGGCACCAUCCACGCCGAUGCUCGUGCUGAGCUCAAGAAGUGGCUGCACACCCAGGCCCACAUCAAGGGCUCCCUCAAGACUCACCUUCUGACUUGGUGUGAUGCUUCUGCCGAUGUCACCUUGGCUGCUGAUGUCCUGGCUUCUCUGUCCGCAUUCAUCCCCGCUUGCGCUGAGAUUGCUGCCAAGGACUCCAUCUAUGUGACCAUUGAUGGUGUCUUCUCCGCUGUGGACCUGGCGUCCACUCUUGUCCUUGAGCUCUCUGCUCAGGCUUCUCUUUCUGCUUUCCUCGAGGCCCACUUGAGCCUUGGUGCUGAUAUCCGUGCUGGUCUCGGUGUCUGUGCUAACGGUGGUGUCGUUGGCAGCUUGACUGCUGAUAUCAAGGCUUCCCUGCUUGCUUGGCUCAACCUUGAUGGCUGCCCUCUCAGCGCUGACCUGAAGGUCUCCCUUCUUGCCUGGAUCCACGGCAAGCACGGUGCUGGUCUCGUCGCCAUUGGUUCUCUCUCCGAGAGUGCUCUGUCUGCUAUCUCCGUCGGUGCUUCCGUUGGUCUCUCCGUUGAGGAGCAUGGUGCUCUUUCUGUCCACGCUCAGGGUUCCAUCGCUGCUUUCCUCGAGGCUGACAUUGCCGCCAACCUCGAUGCCAACAUUCUCCUCGCCCUCCAGGGUUGCGCCAAGGGUCACCUCGCCUCCUCCCUGUCCGUUGAGGUCCGCACCGCUCUCGCUAUCUGGCUCUCUGGCUCCAGCUGCUCCCUGGGUGUCGAGCUGAAGUCUGUUGUCCUGCUGUGGCUGUCUCUGGGUGCCACUGUUGACACCUCCGUCGACCUCGUUACUGGCCUUGUUGGUGAUAUCACCGGCUUCCUGAGCGUCACCGUCCUUGAGACCCUGAGCGUCAACCUUCGUGGUGCCCUUGGUCUUCUCAUCUCUGGCGAGAGCCUCGCUUCUCUCUCCUGGGAGGCUCGUGCUGAGCUUGCUGCCUUCCUUGGUGGCUGCACCAGCAUCGACAUCGGCGUUAGCAUCGAGCUGAUCAUUAUCGAGUGGUUCACUGGCUGCAGCAUCCCCGGUGCUCCCAAGCCUUCUUCCUCCGUCCCCAGCCUGCCCUCGUCCACCCCUGCUGUUCCCUCCGGCUCCGUCUCUGUCUCCAUCCCUGGUGGUCCCCACGGUGGUUCUACUCCCACUGGUGGUUCUCCUUCCCAGACUCCUGGUGUCCCCUCCGGUGGUGUCCCCUCUGGCCCUGCUCCCUCCGGCUCUGUCUCUGUCUCUAUCCCCGGUGGCCCUCACGGUGGCUCUACCCCCACUGGUGCCUCUCCUGGCGAGACCCCUGCCCCCAGCGGCCCCUCUGGUGCGACUACCACUCCUUGUGACACUGAGACCAGCGCCAUUGUUGGCUCUACUGUGAUCCCCGGUGGCCCUGCUCCUUCGGGCUCCGUUCCCUCUGGACCUGCUCCCUCUGGACCUGUCCCCAGUGGCCCUGAGGCCUCUUCCACCCCCUGUGAUACCGAGACCAGCGCCAUUGUCUCCUCUACUGUCGUCCCCGGUGGUCCCAACGGUGGCUCUACCCCCACUGGCGUCUCUCCUGGCGAGACUCCUGCCCCCAGCGGUCCCUCCGGUGCUACUACCACUCCUUGUGAAACCGAGACCAGCGCCAUUGUUGGCUCUACUGUGAUCCCCAGUGGCCCUGCUCCUUCGGGCUCUGUUCCUUCUGGACCUUCUCCCUCCGGUGCCUCUCCUUCUGAGUCCGGCGGUGUGCCUGGCGGCCCUGCUCCCUCCGGAGCUGCUACUACCCCCUGUGAUACUGAGACCAGCGCCAUCGUCACCUCGACGGUGAUUCCCGGAGGCCCUGCUCCUUCAGGCGCAUCUCCCUCUGAGUCUGGCGGUGUUCCUGGCGGCCCUGCUCCCUCUGGCGCUGCUAGCACCCCCUGUGAUACCGAGACCAGUGCUAUUGUCACCUCCACCGUCAUCCCCGGUGGCCCUGCCCCCUCUGGUGCAUCUCCCACCGAAUCUGGCAACGUCCCUGGUGGCCCUGGUGCUAGCGCCAGCACUCCUUGCGAGACCGACGUCACCCCCGUCGUCUCCUCCACCGUUGUCCCCGGCGGUGGUGCCAACCAGCCCCCUGCUCCUACCACUGCUCCCUCGGGCCCCAGCGGCGGUGCUGACGAGACUGACAGCACCGCGACUGUCACCGUCACCUCCACCGUCUGCAACUGCUCGAAAUAA